This is a messenger RNA of Glycine soja, 820 nucleotides long. Its product is annotated as putative phosphatidylglycerol/phosphatidylinositol transfer protein DDB_G0282179. NCBI's taxonomy places the organism in Eukaryota, Viridiplantae, Streptophyta, Magnoliopsida, Fabales, Fabaceae. The record is from RefSeq and is a predicted model, not a curated record. Gene Ontology annotation, biological process: sterol transport. The transcript has 4 exons. The coding region runs from base 67 to 603 and encodes 178 amino acids. Gene Ontology annotation, molecular function: sterol binding.
AACACACGUUAGUAUUAAUUUAUUGAUUUUUUUCGAUACUAAUAUUAAUUUAUUAUUGAUGUAUAUAUGAUGCCAAAGGUGGCGCAUUCCACAUCCAUAACCAUGGCGUCUAACUCUGCUUCCGCUCUUUACUUCCUUUUAUGCCUAUCGCCCAUCACUUUGCUUCUUUCUGCGUUUCGUGCUCAAGCUCAAUCUCAUGCUCCAGCUCCCACUUUCAAGUACUGUGAAAAGAAUGCAGACUAUGCUGUGAAGGUGAGUGGAGUGGAAAUAUUGCCUGACCCCGUGGAGAGAGGAGUGCCAUUCACCUUUAAGAUCCCAGCUUAUACUCCUGAACCAAUUCAAAGCGGGGACUUGUUAUAUGAAAUUUCUUAUGCUGGAAUAGAAGCACAACCUGCUACAUUUCUCCAUGAUCUCUGUGAGGAAGCACCAUGCCCAGUACCUGCAGGCAACUUUGUGCUCGUUCACACCGAAUUAUUGCCUCCGGUUACCCCACCAGGCACCUAUAAUGUGAAGCUGAAUUUUAAGGAUCAUAACGACAAGCUGUUAACUUGCAUCAUCUUUCCCUUCAAAAUCGGUUCUAAAUCUUCAGUGUCUGCUAUCUAACUGUCCAGCGCAAAACUGCUCCUAGAUGCUACCUCAACUUUGCGUAUUACUUUUGUUUAGGGUGUAGUUUUAGUGUGUACUAGUUGAGUGCAAUGCUGUGGGCUAUGAAUGAUGCUUUUUCGCACCCAAUAAUGGUAUAAAUAGCCCUACGAGAAGUGAUUGUCACAUCUAUUUUGUAUUGUUGUCUUCAAUAAAUUUGGACUUCUAAAAAUCCUAA